AUGAUGUACAUAGGUGGAGAAAUGUACAAUCGAAUCGAAGACGGAACCAGCAUGGUUGGUGUUUAUGGCCGAUCAGAUGGAUCAAGCAGCAUUCUGACUUCUAAUGGAUCAGAAAGUCGUGAAAGCCAUCAAAGUUUAGUAGAGUGGUUAAAUGAGACACUUCCUUAUUUAAAUUUACCAUGGGAGGCUUCAGAGGAAGAACUAAGAGCUUGCUUAAAGGAUGGUACUGUCCUGUGCAAUCUCUUAAACCAGCUUAGUCCCGGUUCAAUGAAAAUGGGAGGUAGUUUUGAGCUUGCUUCUGUAAACAUUGAGAGGUUUCUGACAGCUAUGGAUGAAAUGGCAUUGCCAAGAUUUGAGGUUUCGGACUUAGAACAUGGGGAUAUGAUUCCAGUUUUACAGUCUCUUAAGUCUCUUAAAGCUAGUUUCUCUGAUGAUGGAUAUGAUAAGAACACACUUUGUGCAAGGAGAAGAUGGAGUUUGCCUGAUGACCAUUCAAAGGGAGUUGAUUGCAACUUUAAUGAUGGAUCACAAUUUAAGGAAGCCUCUGAAAUCAAUAUAUCUCAUGCUAAAAUUUUGGACUUGCUAAAAUCAAAUAGUUUACAAAAUACUUCUACUCGGUCGUUGUUUGAUAUGCUCGAUAAGCUUCUUGACGAAAACGUGCAGAAAAUGAAUGUGGAUAUGUCUCAUGCUUUUACAUCUAUCUUGAGAGGCAUUGUGCAAGUAGUGGAACAACGGAUCUCAAAUCAAGCUGAAAAUCUAAAGAAUCAAAAUAUACUCUUUAGGGUCCGCGAAGGAAAAUAUAGAUCAAGAAUAAAUGUAUUGGAAACUUUGGCAUCUGGUACAACAGAUGAGAUUGAGCUAAGGCUAGAAGAAAAAGAUGUGCUGCAACUGAAAAGGGAAAAAGUGCGUAGCAAUGCUGAGCUUUCUAAGUUAAAGCAAGAGCUUGAAAUUGUGAAAGAUAUGCAUGAAAAACAGUUUUUAGAUUUAGAAUCAAAUGCUCAAAAAGCGAAAGAUGAGUUGGAGAAGCACUUAAAGGAUUCUGAAUUACGUGUAGUAGAUUCAACCCAAAAAGCGAAAGAACUUGAAAAGUUAUGUGAAACUAAAACUAAAAGAUGGGAGAAGAAAGAGCAAAGAUACAAGAGCUUCAUAAACCACCAGUCAGAAAUUUUACAGGAGUUGAAAGCUACUUCAAUGUCUUUAAAACAUGAAGUUCUAAAGACAGGGGAGAACUAUUUCCAAGAUGUAAAUUACUAUGGUUUAAAGCUUAGAGGAGUGGCUGAUGCAGCAAAAAAUUACCAGGUAAUCAUUGAAGAGAAUCGAAGACUUUACAACGAAGUGCAAGAAUUAAAAGGAAAUAUCAGAGUCUAUUGCCGGAUUAGACCGUUCCUUCAAGGGCAAAACAAGAACCAAACAUCAAUAGAGUAUACUAGUGAGAAUGGUGAACUUGUGGUUGCAAAUCCUUUAAAGCAAUCUAAAGAUACUCAUCGGUUAUUUAAAUUCAACAAAGUCUUUGGCCCUUCAUCAACUCAAGAGGAAGUAUUCUUAGAUACUCGACCAUUGAUUCGUUCCAUUCUUGAUGGCUACAAUGUGUGUAUAUUUGCUUACGGUCAGACAGGAUCCGGAAAAACUUAUACAAUGAGCGGACCAAGCAUAAAUUCGGAACAAGCUUGGGGUGUAAACUAUCGAGCUUUAAACGACUUGUUCCAUUUAACUCAAAGUAGACAAAAUACUGUGAUGUAUGAAGUUGGUGUUCAAAUGGUUGAGAUUUACAAUGAGCAAGUUCGUGACCUACUUUCUGAGGAUGUUCCUGAUGCAAGCAUGCAUUGUGUAAGAUCAACUGAAGAUGUUCUUGAAUUGAUGAAUAUUGGGUUGAUGAACAGAGCUGUUGGUGCUACAGCUCUUAAUGAAAAGAGCAGUAGAUCACACAGUGUACUUUCUGUUCAUGUACGUGGUGUUGAUGUUAAAACCGAGUCUAUCUUGCGUGGAAGUUUGCAUUUGGUUGAUCUUGCUGGAAGUGAGAGAGUCGAUCGCUCUGAAGUAACCGGGGAGAGACUCAGAGAAGCUCAACAUAUAAACAAAUCAUUGUCUGCUCUUGGAGAUGUUAUUUUUGCUUUAGCACAUAAGAAUCCUCAUGUACCUUACAGAAAUAGCAAGCUAACACAAGUCCUCCAAAAUUCUUUAGGUGGACAAGCGAAAACUCUUAUGUUUGUUCAGAUUAAUCCUGAUGAAGAUUCAUAUGCUGAGACCGUAAGUACUUUGAAAUUUGCGGAAAGAGUUUCUGGUGUUGAGUUAGGUGCAGCAAGAAGCUAUAAGGAGGGACGAGAAGUUCGACAACUCAUGGAACAGGUAUCAAAAUUGAAAGAUAUGAUUGCGAAAAAAGAGGAAGAACUUCAAAAGUUUAAGAACGUAAACGGUAUACAAAAACGUGGUUUAAGCAGCAUACGGUUUGAGUCUCCUUCUCCUAGAAGACAUUCUUUAGGAGGAGCUUCACCAAAUACUCCAAGACAAAGACAGGGAUCUGGUUCACUCGGAAGAACAACUUCAGAUUCAGCUGAUGAACUUAGACAUCAAAAUGAAUCCCGACCAUCUUCGUCUAAGUUUUCCGAUUCCGAUGGCACGGUUAGUAGCGGUGCAAUGGAGUUGACACUCUUCCCUGAAACCUCAAAUCCUUCUGAAAUGUUUGAACAAUCUGAACAAAAUGAAAAAGCUAAUGUUGGACCAUCAAAGUUACUCAAGCAUACAACAAAAACAGACCAAACCAGACCUUCUCGCCUGUCGAUUUCCACCACCUCCUCCCCUAAGGCUUUAACAAGUUCUAAAAGACCUAUCGCUGGCUUUUCAUCGUCAGUAAAAUCUCUUAACAGAAAGCGAUGA
This is a messenger RNA of Arabis nemorensis, 2874 nucleotides long. The record is from the annotation of a GenBank genome assembly. Lineage: Eukaryota; Viridiplantae; Streptophyta; Magnoliopsida; Brassicales; Brassicaceae.